Messenger RNA from Papaver somniferum (opium poppy), 948 nucleotides. Its product is annotated as ankyrin repeat domain-containing protein 2A-like. The transcript has 6 exons. Gene Ontology annotation, molecular function: protein binding. The record is from RefSeq and is a predicted model, not a curated record. Lineage: Eukaryota; Viridiplantae; Streptophyta; Magnoliopsida; Ranunculales; Papaveraceae. Bases 155 to 607 code for a protein of 150 amino acids.
GUGAGUAGUGAAUAUUGAGUAGGGGAUUCCAGACAGAGGUUUCUUUCACGCGUGGCGAGUCUCGCGAAUUGUGUGACCUCUAACCCCGCCAUUAAAAAGUAAAACGAAUACAGUCUGAGUUGAGCAUAGUAGGAGUACAGUAAACGGAAUCAAAAUGGGGAAGGAAGAAGAGAACGUUAACGGAAACGGGACGGAACAAGAGAACAUUGGCGCCCUGCUUGAGGCGGCUAGAUAUAACGACCUUGAAGAUGUCAAAAUAUUAGCAUCUUCUGGUGUUUCUCUUAAUUCUAUGGAUUCUGAAGGCCGCACAGCACUUCAUAUGGCUGCCGCUAAUGGUCAUCUUGGCAUUGUGGAGUAUCUUAUCAAAAGUGGGGUGGAUCUGAAUGUCUGUAAUGCAGAGAAAAAUACUCCUCUUCACUGGGCUUGCCUUAACGGGCAUAUUGAGGUUGUUAAGAAUUUGAUCUUGGCUGGAGCGAAGUUAUCCUCUCUGAACAGCCAUGAUCGGACUCCAAUGGAUGAGGCUGUGACCCUGGCAAAGCUGGAUGUGAUAGAUGCAAUUAAUGCUACAGUUGCACAACUUGAACUUAGCGGUGUUGCUGUUUCCUAAUACAUGUGCAAGGGGUUAGCUGUGCUUUGUACUCAUAUAUCUUCACCUUUUUCUUAUACUUGGAUUUUAGUCAGUAGUGCCUGGGAGUAUUUGGUGCCAGAUCCUGUUAUUUAUAGAGUUCAGUGUAAACUUCUGCGUAGCUCCUUUCCAUAUAUCAACAUCAACUAAAUGAGUUCAUCUACUUCUACUUGUUAAACACUUAAAACAAGAAAACCUUAUUAUUCGGUUGACAGUUUAUAUUUUGUUCUGCUUUGCGGUUGAGUGUCCACUAUUAUACAGAAUUGAGAUGCUUGAUAUUAUUGUGAAUUCAUCAGUGUAUCAAGUGUUAAAAGUUUAACUCA